Molecule: messenger RNA, 1386 nt
Organism: Drosophila bipectinata
Lineage: Eukaryota; Metazoa; Arthropoda; Insecta; Diptera; Drosophilidae
Gene: Spn43Ab
Product: Serpin 43Ab
Molecular function (GO): serine-type endopeptidase inhibitor activity
Source: RefSeq, a predicted model, not a curated record
ACGAUCGCUGCCAGUUCAGUCGACGUUCCGACGAGCUCAGAGAAGUCUCAAGUGCGAAUCAAGCGGAGCAGGAGACGCCCAUCAACAAUUUAUUUGACGACCAUGGCUGUCAUCAUCAGCUGCCUAUUACUCUUGCUGGCGACAGUGUCGCAGGCCAAAACCACCUCCGGCACCGAUGCCGCCGCUAAUAGGAAUUUGCUGGCCGCAGACCUCUACAAUGCCGUGGGUGCCGACAGGCUGAAUGAGAACCUGGUCAUAUCCCCGGCCACCAUCCAGAGCUCCAUGGCUUUGGCCUUCGUGGGGGCCAAGGGUCAAACCGCCUCCGAGAUCCAGCAGGGCCUGCGCUUGGGCCCCGGGGACGCGGAUGCCGUGAGCCAGCGAAGUGGCAGCUUCCAGCAGUCUCUGACCCGCGACAACAAUCUGCGUCUGGCCAACAACAUCUACAUCAACGAGAACCUGGAAUUCAAGGGCUCCUUCCGCGACAUUGCCCAGCGCCAGUUCGACUCCAACAUCGACAAGCUUGACUUCCAUCCGCCGUACAACAAGCGCACGGCGGAUGCCAUCAACCGGGCCGUGGCCACCAAGACGAACGGUAAGAUAAUGGACAUCCUGCGUCCAGAGCUGCUCAAUGACCGCACCGAGGGCGUGAUCGUGAACGGAGUGGCCUACUCUGCCGCCUGGCAGAAGGCCUUCAGGCUGGACAAGACUGAGAAACGAUCGUUCCGCACUGGAAAUGGCCAGUCCGUCCGCGUGGACACCAUGUGGACACUGCAGAACUUCAACUACGCCGAGGUGAGCUCCCUGGACGCCAAGGUGGUGGAGCUGCCCUACCAGAAUGCCGACUUCUCCAUGCUCCUGGUUCUGCCAAAUCGCAAGGACGGUCUGAGGGCUCUCCAGCAGUCGCUGGUGGGCAAGGAUCUUCUGGCGGAGGUCGGGGCGAUGAGCCAGAAGAAGGUGGAGGUUUUGCUGCCCAAGUUUAGUGUCACUUUUGGCGUGAGCCUCGAGGGCGUUUUCAAACAGCUGGGAGUUCAUACAAUGUUCUCGAGGGACGGUGACUUCGGUAACAUGUACCGGAUGUUUGUCAGUCAUUUCAUCAAUGCCGUGGAACAUAAGGCCAGCGUGGAGGUUUCCGAGGCUGGAGUCGAACAACCCCUAGAAACAGGAGUUCUGAAGGGACUCUUUUCGCGGUCGAAGAAGUUCGAGGCUGAUCAUCCGUUUGUGUUUGCCAUCAAGUACAAGGACUCAAUUGUCUUCAUCGGACAUGUUGCGAACUAUGCCUACGUUUAGGGCCGACUUUAAAGUGCUAAUUACAUCGCCGAACAACUUUUUUUAUUAAAGCCAUAUAACCAAAGCUCUAAGCAAAUAAAACUAAUGGUGCUAACCGCA